Phytophthora nicotianae INRA-310 is the source of this 2293-nucleotide messenger RNA. RefSeq lists its product as hypothetical. Lineage: Eukaryota; Oomycota; Peronosporomycetes; Peronosporales; Peronosporaceae. The record is from RefSeq and is a predicted model, not a curated record. The coding region runs from base 266 to 2095 and encodes 609 amino acids. The transcript has a single exon.
AAAUUCACAAUCCGUAGACCCCAUCUUUUAGCUUGUCCCGCCAUCGGAUUCCUGAUCGGAAGCUUGUCCACAUACUUAAAGUAAGUCGUGGGAUCCCCGUGCCUUGUUCGGGCUUUCCCGAUGGCUGCCAAAACACCGCCUUUAUCUGAUCCUGCAACGCUUUCGGUGCUCCGAGCUCUUGCGGCUCACUUCUCGAAUUGCAAGCCGGUGUCGAAAGCGCUCGUCUUCCCAGCCGUAGUAGUAUCGCUCUGUUUGAUCGAAGGUCAUGACGCAACGGUUCCCGAUCCAAACGCUGCCUCAGCUCGAGGUGAGUGAACAGGAACGCGAGGCCAGCAGACAGCUCAUGCAGCAAUUGCUGGCACACACGAUCCGCGAGUUUGAAUUCCACUCGUACCGCAACAGCGGCAUCGUCGACGCCCGACGCUGGAAGCCGCACACUUGUCGCGACGACAUUGAGUUGUACCGCGAACGUAAGACCGGCGUGACGGGCAACAGCGUCUUUAACUCGGUUCGUCACUGCAGACUCGACCUGCCGAUCUUUUCGUCGACAAUUGAGACGCUGGCGUCGCCUACGAUGCUGCUUACAGGUUACGGCCAAGGCCGCGUCGAGAACGCCAUGAGCGCUGUAGUUACAGAAAGCCAGCACGACCUCGCGCUGGCGGUCAAAUUUAAGCACCAGGACGUGGCCGACUGCGCCAUCCUCAAGACACUGGAGCCGCCGACGCACGAGGAGCCCUAUCACUACCUCGGCUACAAGUUCUUUGUAAGGAAGUCGCCGACCGAAGGACUUUUAUUUAAACACCGCCACAGCGUCUACCUCGAGUUCAGUGGUAUCACCCAGUCCAGCAGGGGCGAACAGCUCGGUUUUCACAUCAUGCACUCGGUCGAGCUGCCCGGAUUCCCGGAUCUGAGCGACUUCAACUCGAUCCGCGCGCUGCAGUCCACGCGCUACAUCUACCGCCAGAAGAGCACUCACAUGGUGGAGGUGUUCAUGCUGGGCAACAUGGACAUCUCCGGUCGCAUCUUUAAGCCGCUGGCCAACAUGUUCACCGUCGACAUGUUCUUCGGCGUCACGCGGCUAUUGGAGCUGGCGGAGGUGCGUCGUCUCUCGCAGAUGGCACGCAAGCAGCGCAGUUUCGGCUCCAGUACCGCCAUCCUGGGCAGUUCGACGUCCUGCAAGGUGUGCAACCGCAGCGCGUCCAAGCAGAAGCUGAUCACCUGUCUACUGUGCAGCCACGCUGUGUGCAAGAAGUGCACGAGCACCAAGCGCGUCUUCGUGAGUGACGACCAGGGCAUCCUUGGCGACUUCAUCAAGGUGCCAGGAUGCAGGGCGUGCGUGCGUCGGGCCAACACGGGCAGCUUCUUGUCCCCGCACCAGCGCGUUCUACGCACGCCCCCCAGUGAGCUCAAGUUCGACUUCCACAAGGCCAAGGCCAAGAAAUUCUCCAGACCUCAAUCGCCGGCUACACCUCAAACUACCAAGACACAACACGCAGCAAGCCGUAUGCGUUCCCCGUCACGACGCCGUGAAACCUUCCCUUCAAGAUCCCCCACUUCCCAUGUGCCUACCCAGUACGCGUCCAGCAGCAUGCCAGCGAGCUCAAAGCUCGAUGACAAAGAAGAGGUGGAUGUCGUUGAGCCAAACCUCGACCGGCGAUGGACGAAGCCCUCCGCGAACCAGAGGUCAUAUUCCGACCGAGGCUCCCGCCCCGUUGGAGCGGAGCCGGCCCGGCCUCGGGCUCGCACGCGCGUCUCGAUUCCUGCUCAAGAUGACGGUCCUAUCUACGGCGCGCUGCCUCCCAAGCCAAGGACAAGCUUCGACCAGCAGAUCCCGGCGGACAUGUCGCCGGCGCAGCGCGCGAUGAUGGCUCGCUUGUUCGAACUCAGCAAGAUCGCCGAGGACACCUCCACAAAGGCGCACCUGAAUGGCAUCUACUGUGAACAGCACUGGCGAGAGGAACUCAAGAUGGAGGUGGAGGCCAGCCGCUCUCAAGUUCGCCGCCACCCCGUACGACGUGGGUCUGAGCUGGUUCGACAACUUUGUCCCCCAUCGGCAGGGGACAUUCGAACCGAGCCUCGAACGGUAAGGGGAUGAAGAGAGCAUGUACGUUAGAAUUGAAGUUAUAAAGAGUCCGAGGCUCACGCAAAUGAAGUUAUUGCAUCGCAGCAAUGAGUUCAUCAAGGAUGCUUGUGACCGAUCGCCUUAGUGCAACGGCGGCCGGCCCGUACAUCCAUCGGAUUUGAAUUCGACUGAAAGAUAUCCGCAUAGAAAGAAUUCGCCAUAGUAGUGCCA